AUCAACAAAAACCACUUAAAAAAUAGUUAAAAAGAUUUUAGAAAUUCUGUUAACUUGAUUAGAAAAAAACAAAUCGUGGAAAACUACGAAUUCGUAUAACUUUGGAAGUAAUGGCGAAAAUAUUGGUAUAAUAUGCCAAUUUGGAAUGUCAGUAGAAUGCCAUAUAAAUUUUUAAAACUAUAUAUUGAAAAAUGGAAGCAAUAUCCAAGAUUUCCCUGAUAUUGAUUCUGUUAUUAACUGUGGACGUUUAUGAUACUUCUUUGUGGUCAUGGUUGCCAUAUUUGAAUGCAAUAAGUGGCAGAUAUAACGAACUUACGACCGUAAGAUCCACUCAUUUUGUAGAAGCAACAACCAGUUCUCUUGCAGGAAACCGGUUGCGACGUCAGCAAAUUGACGAACUUGAACUUAAUAAUGCAAAAGGUUCAUGCAUUUCAAAGUUUACGAGUGAGAAUGCAGAGCGACAACAUCAACUUCGCUUUCGUAAUAAACAUAUGCAAUUAGGCGAAGAAAAGCAUUCAGCACCAGAGGCCACAAUAUUUAGCUACAAAAUUCAUAAUCCAUUUGCGAUAUUCGGUGAUGAUGUUGGCGGUGAGGGUAGUGAUACAUCGGCUUUGUCUUCCAAAGAAAAAUUUGAUACGGCAGCUUACGCGGGUGAAGACACUAUGUUACGCAACAUUUUAUAUGAUUAUACAGGCGAUGCGGUCGAGAAUGAUGGAAUUUCAUCUCUUAGCGGGCAAAGUGACUUUAAGGUCUUCAAGUUGUAUUGCACAAACACCUCCAUAGCGACAAUCAAUGAGGAAUUGAAAGCGAAAAAAUUUAUCAAAUAUGCGCAUAUAAUAUUGCAGCAUUGUUACAAUGUCGGCAGUGAGGAGGCACGUCUACAUUUACAGCAAUUCGAAAGUGUACGAGUUUUUCAAUGGGUGCAUAGCGAUGUAAAAGAUCGCCAGCUAGAAGCUCUCUUCACCAAUUAUGAACUGAAUUUCGAAUAUUUGGAAUCACUUGAUUUAUCAGAAAAUCAUAUAGAAUGUAUAGACUGGGCCCGACCUCAGGUAGUGCGUCGCUUAAAAGUACUUAAACUUAAUGAAAAUCGGAUUAAUUCUGAGCAAUGCAGUUUUUCUCCAUUGCAUCAUUCCAAUCUCUUGAUAGAACUGCGCUUGGAUAAAAAUCAUUUAUAUACUCUUAAUGGCAAAUUUUUAAAUAAUCUUAGUGAACUUAAAGUUUUAAAUUUGACCGACAACUUUUUAAAUGAUCUUCCGCGUAAUACUUUUGAUGGAAUUUUCAAAUUGCAACGCUUGCAUUUAGCCAAGAAUAAGCUAAGAGUCUUACCAUUUCAAUUGUUUCGCAAUAUGGGUGAACUACAAAUUCUUAAUUUGGCGGACAAUCAUUUGGUUUCAUUUCCAGAUAAUUUCUUUGCUUUGAACGGAGAAUUACGUAUAUUGCAAUUGCAACGAAAUAGUUUGCAGAAUAUUAGUAAAAAUACUUUUUAUAAUUUACAAAAAUUAUUGCAUUUGGAUAUAUCCGAAAAUGAAAUCUCCUACAUCGAUCGGAAGGCUUUUGAAUCGUUGAACUCAUUAAUUACGUUAAAUAUAUCGGCCAAUAAUAUUAGUGUUAUCUCAUCCAUACUCUUCCAGCCGUUGCAUAGGCUACAACAUUUGGAUUUAAGUUACAAUCGUUUUUCUCAAUUACCCAACGGAUUGUUUAUGAAUCAGAAGAGUUUAGUAUCAUUGCGCAUUGAUUACACGCCACUGGAAAAAUUGAAUAACUGGAUAUCACGUAGUGAUAUUUCUCAUGUGAAUCCGGAUGUGUUGCAACAUUUGACCCAUUUAUCGUUACAGCAUAACUCGCAAUUGCGCAAACUCAGUAAAACUUUGUUUCUUAAUAUACCCCACCUCAAGGUGCUGCUUCUGGCCCAUAAUGCGCUUCAACAACUGCCAGUUGAAAUCUCUUCACUCGCUCUUUUGGAACGUCUCAACAUUGGCUAUAAUGAUUUAUCCUAUCUACCUGAAGGCAUCGGUUCAUUACCACAGUUACGCUUCAUCAACAUACUGAACAAUGAUUAUAUCUGUGAUUGUAAAAUGCAUUGGUUGGCUUAUUGGCUUACGGCCGAUAAUACUACACUACGUUUUGACGAUGUGGGCGGUGGUGGUUCUGAAAAUUUUUCAUUGCAGGCAACUGAAAAUUUGGAAAUUUUGAUUAAUGCGUUGCAAUGUUUGCAUGGUUACCCGGGCGACAUGAUUACCGUAUUGAAAAGUCUGAAUUGCACUAAACCAAUUUUGCAAAAUGUCACCGAAUCGAAAAUGCAUGAAUUGCGAUCUACUGCCAAGCUAGACUGUAGUUUUUCGGGCAGUCCUUCACCAAAUGUUAUUUGGGUAACGCCAAACAAUAAAAUAUUGCGGUACCAUGCGGAUCCGGAUAAACGUCCAGUUAUUAUCAAUCACAACGACAAAGGAUUGGAUAGAUUGCAGUUAAAUGCAUUGACCAAUGAUGAGGUACCGUUAAAUGUAAGCCUACAGCGCGCUGAUGCAAUAGACCGUGUAGCAUUGAUCGAGAACGGUUCCUUGUUGGUUAGUAAUAUUACACGACUAGAUAGUGGCCUUUACACUUGUUACGCCUAUAAUGUAAUGGGUAAUGCUUCAGCAUUCAUAAGACUUCAAAUAGAUCCUAUUAUUUUUUAUCGCGUUAAAAUUGGUAGUUUAUUAUCCGGUGUAGCAGCUGCCACUGCUUUCCUACUUCUCACCCUCAUUGUACAGGGUAUACGGGCAUUAUGUCAUAAAUGCGGAUUGUGCAACAAAUUUAAUUGCUGCGGUACGCGGUCUAAGCAAUCACCUAGAGCGAAACAAAUCUACGCCAUGUUGGAUAGUAUUGAGAGCUAUAAAAGUCAACAAUUGGAACGUUUAAGGGAAAAUUAUGCCCAGCAGGUACAUCGCAUACGUGAGAAUUGUGCCCAGCAAGUGGAGUGGAUACAAAGUAGUUAUACUACACAAGCGAAACAUUUAAAAGAGUUUCGUGACCUUGGUUCCAGUCAUUUGACAGCAUUAAAAGAUCAGUAUUAUGAUCAGGUAAAGAAAGUCAGAGAUUAUUCCACUGGUCAAUUAAAUUGGGUUCGCGAAAAUUAUGUUUUCCAACGCAAUAAAAUACGCAAAUUCAGUGCUCAUCAGGUUUUGCGUUUACGUGAAGGCUACAAAUAUCAACAACAAACUCUCAAUAAAGUCUUAGAAAACUUACCCAGUUUCUACUUCGAGAAUUGUCGUGGUCACUGCGAUGACGAUAUUACCGACGAUAUAGAUUUUUAUAUUAAAACCAAAAUGGCUUCAAGUGAUCAAAAUCAACAAAAAAUGCUGCAGGAGCAAUUAAACAUGAUCCCAUUAUCCGUGCAUCAUCCAUCGUUCAAUUUCAAAGAGAUCAAAGAAUUACACAAACUCAAGUCGAAAUUAAUGAGCAACAAUUCGGCAAGUAAAGCUUCCAUUUAUUAUACACCACCGGAAGAAGAGCCUAAAUAUACACAGAAUUUACAAACAUCUCCCAUACACAUAAAUUAUAUCAAUGAGAAUCUUGAUCAUAUAAAAUUAGAAUUGGAAGAUCAUAAAGUAAAUUCACAACUUUUGCUAUUGAAUACACCCACAACGCUUGAAAAUACCAACUUGACUUUUAGCAUUAAAGGCGUUGAGGUAGAUAAUUUCAGUUUGGGUGCAACAGUUCCAACAUUAAGUCAAUUGAAUAUCAACUCAGAGCAUCCAGUAGGUGCAGGUAGCAUUGAGGAUAAUAGUUAUGCGGCAUCAAUUAUCGAUAAACUAGCGGCCGUCAACAGAGACGAUAGACGUCCAGAAUUAUUUGAUGACGCUGUCCCUUCUGGAGAUCAAAACAUCGAAUUGAAUAUCUUACAAGAUUUUAAAGAUACAAAUGAGGUGAAAAAUUCAAAGUCCUGCCCUGCCAUCUAUAAAAUAUCAAAACGAAGAGACGGCACCACCUUGCACGAAUUGUUGACAGACAAUUUGCGUCACGGAACACGUUUGAAUCCGAUCAACUAUCCUUCGCAUGAGGAGGUCGAAACUCCUUUACAUAUAGGUCCUCCGGCUGUUGAGAAUUUAUUGCAUAGGGAGAAACUUAAUAUUGUACUUGAUGAAAAUGGCAAGUCUGCUUUGUAUGAUAAUUGCAAUAGGUCGACAUCAGCAGAACAAGAUGUGAAAAGAAGAGAUGCUAGCAAUGUAACGGAAUCUGUAACCAUUAAACUGACAAAUAUCGCUUUCGAAGAUACUUCAAAGCGCUCGUCUUCAGUUUCAACAAAUUGUGAUUCCAGUAGUUCUGGCUGUGGUAGUUCCGUAGCUGCGGAUACAUCUUCCAGCCCUGCUUCUUCUCCUAAGUUCUCUCCUUCUGCAGGUGAAGCUUAGCAUCGUCAUAACUGUACUAAAUCCAUCAUCAAAUUUUUUUAGAGAGAUUCUUUUUAUUAUAAUUAUUUUUUUCCUUUUAAUUUAUAAGCAAAAGUAAGUAA
Glossina fuscipes is the source of this 4489-nucleotide messenger RNA. RefSeq lists its product as uncharacterized. Gene Ontology annotation, molecular function: protein binding. NCBI's taxonomy places the organism in Eukaryota, Metazoa, Arthropoda, Insecta, Diptera, Glossinidae. The record is from RefSeq and is a predicted model, not a curated record. Bases 192 to 4388 code for a protein of 1398 amino acids. The transcript is spliced from 9 exons.